Molecule: messenger RNA, 1023 nt
Organism: Labeo rohita (rohu)
Lineage: Eukaryota; Metazoa; Chordata; Actinopteri; Cypriniformes; Cyprinidae
Exons: 3
Coding region: 8-667 (219 amino acids)
Source: RefSeq, a predicted model, not a curated record
CUGGCUGAUGAUGAUCUGGGUUUCUCACACUGUGGGAACAGCGACAACACCGUUCAUUGUAACACAGUGGCCGCCAGUGGCUGAAGUGAUGGCUGGAGAAGACGUUGUUUUAAAGUGCAACAUUGUAGAGCUGUAUUCCCCUUGUUCAACGGUGGCUUGGCUGAGAGUCAUUCCUGAGAACGCGACAAUCACCCUCACCGACAGACUUCAGAUCGAUCCUCAUCACUUGUCCAAUAAGUGGACUAGUAUUUGUACUGGUGUUAUCACCAAUUCAACGGUGCAUGACUCCAGUAUGUACUACUGCGUGGCUGUGCAAAGCCGCUUUGCUCACAUUGGAAAUGGAUCCAGAGUCAUUGUGAAAGAACACACGGUGUUUCCUGUUAUUGAUAUUCUUACACCGCUGAUCACAAACAGUCCUUUGGUCCCUAUUCAGUGUGUUGUGAAUGGGGUCAAGGCCUCUCGCGUUCAUAUGUUCUGGAUUGUGGAGGGGAGAAAAGAGAAAGGACAGCCAGUUUUGACACAUGGGAAUAAUGGUGCCAUCCAAAUCACUAGGAACCAGAUCCUGAUUACUGCUGAGGAGUGGGAAAGGAGGGUGCAGUGUGUGUGUGUAGUGGAGUUUGGAGGACAGCUUUAUACCAAGACACUUCAGCCAUUUGGUACAGUAUAACAAUAUCUCUAAAAUCAGCCUGGUCUCAUUGUUUAUACGUAGGUAAUUAUACGUAACAUUUAGAGGCACAAAACUUACAUUUUUAUACGUUUUUAUUGAUGCUAAAACAUUCAACAUAUUCCAGUGUUUAAAAAACAUAAAAUAUAUAUGUAUCUUUUAUAUCAUUAAGAUAUUCGUAUCAAUGCCUUUUUAUAAUUUUACCAAUAAGCGUUUUAGAUCUAUAACCUACCCCCAAACCUAAACCUACCCAUUUUAUAGUGCAUAUAAAAGGAUAUAAAAUGCAACUGACCAAAAUAUGCAGAGAAAUUAUCAUUUUAGUAACAAUAUUGAAUAAAAAUAUUUUUUGUAGUCGCUAA